Molecule: messenger RNA, 1413 nt
Organism: Aureobasidium pullulans EXF-150
Lineage: Eukaryota; Fungi; Ascomycota; Dothideomycetes; Dothideales; Saccotheciaceae
Exons: 1
Coding region: 1-1413 (470 amino acids)
Source: RefSeq, a predicted model, not a curated record
AUGGCUACACUGUUAGACACACUUCCUACCGAGCUUGUCCUCAAAGUCGUCAACCAUCUCUCACCUGCAUCUGCUCGCAAUGCCGUCAGCCUCAUGAGCGAUUAUGCGCGUCUCUCUGUUGAUUUUGCCUACUUCAACGCGGAACUGAACGACAGCCAACUCGUAGUCAAGUACGAAUGGGCCAAUGUCGACUUCCGCUCUCGCUCUGACAGUGACGUCUUGGUCACUCAGAACAGAAACCAACCCGUCAUCAACGGCUUUGUCUCAGCCCGAGAGCAGACCUUCACUAAUCACCAGUCGCUAAUGGCCACUUGCGCCAUCGUCGAAGCAGGUGCAACUCUCACGCGUCUCGAUCUGCACGGCGAGAUCCAUUUCGAUCUCGAAACUAUCAUUGAGCUGAUGAAUCAGUGUGACAACGUUGUCCAGCUCUUUGUGUCUAACUGCACUGCCGUCAUCCCGGACAGAUUCCUGGCGGAGUUCCUCGAUGGCGUGAAAUGGAGUCGUCUGAAGGCGCUGGACAUCCGCCCUUCCGUUCCUCAAGAGCACCCCAACGGACACAUGAUCCAAGUCAUCCCACACCAGAAACAAUACUUCGUUGCAAUGAUCGUCAAGUACGCCCCAACCAUUGCCCGUCGCUUUCCCAUGAUGCUAGAGCACGACUCCAUGCUCAUCGAGACCAUCUCGAUUGCCAUUCAUGGUCGUGUGAAGCCUUCUCCGGAGAUCAUUGCUCUGAUCAACACCGCCAAAUCUUCCGGCCUCGUUCCAUACACUGGGUCCAGUCACUCAACGCUCGACUACUUUGACGACGUACCAGAGUUCAUACACCCCGACUGGCUCCACCUCAACGUCUCGUACCGAAAUGUCGCAGUUCGUCUUGCAAAGCUCUUCAUGAAACGUGCCAGCACAGAGACCAGGCUAUGCGAGGUCCAUGGACAUCUACCUCUCUUCUGCUUCAGCAGAUCUGAGCGCACUUCCGAUGAUUCUCAGUGCUUUAUGGAUUGGGCUCGCGAUGAGUGGAAGAGCCCUAACGAUGACUCAGUCAACAUGGUCAACAGCAUGCGCGACCAAGUGCGCGCAAAGAACUCUGUCUCUCGUACCAGUCCUGCCUGGAGUCCCCUCCCUCACAUGUCCAAACUCUGUGGACCUAUCGAGCCUUCUGAACGCCCUGAGCCUCUUGUCCGUAACGAUAUGUGGUCACGAACUUUCAUGUCUGUCAACGAACAACGCGAAGCCAGACCUGCGCUCAAGCCGAAAGGCCAAGCCCUGCCCCCUGCCCCUACGGUCACCAGGCCUACCCCUCCUUCCGGUAGGCUGCCCAGAACUGGCCCUCCUUCCGGCAGCCUACCUAGAACUGGUCCUCCUUCUGGCAACCUCGCCACAUCCACCACUCCCAUGCGCCCUCGUGCCAUUUGA